This is a messenger RNA of Xylaria bambusicola, 1703 nucleotides long. RefSeq lists its product as uncharacterized. The record is from RefSeq and is a predicted model, not a curated record. The transcript has a single exon. NCBI's taxonomy places the organism in Eukaryota, Fungi, Ascomycota, Sordariomycetes, Xylariales, Xylariaceae. The coding region runs from base 248 to 1480 and encodes 410 amino acids.
AGACACCUGGAGUUUCCAGAAGAAUUCGGAGGAGAAUGUCAGAAGAGGAACAUGCUCGUAUAUUCACCAAAGCUUUUAUUUUGAAGGCUUAACAAGACCUGUUGAGUUACCAAAAAGCACCAAAAGGCAAGAUAAAACCCCGUCCACAAGUACCAUUGUCUACCCAGUGUAGGAACCUCGUUUUCAUAAGAGAGGGGGCAAAGCAUACAAAAUAUAAUCAGUAAACGGCAGGUCUGAAAACGCCGUCAUGUGUGUGAACUCGUACGAGCACUAUAGCCAGUGCAACCAUAUCAAUACCACGGUAACGAAUUGUCCUACGCAUCACAAGCAGCAGGCGUCCGCUAGAGGCGUCUUCGGCAGCAUAUUUCGGCGCAGUAUACGGGAGAGAAAGAACUGCGGCAAAGUCAUUCCACACGAGCUGCGAAUUGAGGGAUACUGCCAGCACUGCUCGAUCAAGAAGCAGCAGCUACGGGGCGAGGUAGUCGGGAGAGGCGCGCUGAAAGUCCGGAAGCAGGGCUUCCAGGAAAUCUUUCAGGAGGAGCGCAAAGAAGCCGCCAGGAACGCACUGGCGAAAUCCGAGAGGCGGAAUCAUGAUGCCAGAGGCAACAAGAAAUCGAAUCAUGACAUUAUCCAUGUCGAAAACAGUGUCUGGCUAAGCGAUCUUUAUUAUCACCCGGAAACUCUAGCGAGGAAGGAAGCAUACGCACGAGAAGCCGCGCUGGCGCCGCCGAUUGCUGCCCAGAAACAGGUGAGGAACCAGAGCGAUCAGGGAAAGGGAGAUGUGCGCCAUAAAGCACCGACAGCAACAAUCCAAGAUCGACGGCGGGGAGAAAGGAGAGAGGCCGAAAGCAGAGAUGAGUGGAUGCCGGCUUACGGCAGCGAGAAGCCUUUGAAGAGACCGCUUCCGCCAGCAGCAGCACGCGGACACACCGGCCGCUUCGCAAACAACAGUAAUUACAAUGCCGCUCCCGGUCUUCCACCAGCAGUCGGCCCCCCUCCCGUCCCACAGCCUCUUCGUACCCAGCGGAACAACAACAGCCGAUCAUUCGCAUCCAGGGCCCAAGCAACAGGAUAUCCCGACCCCCGCCACAAGCCGAAGCCCGCCGCAUACAGCGUCUCCCCCUCUACUGCUUAUUCACCAUCCUCAUCCUCUCGAAAACACCUUGGCCCAACACAAUCCAGCAAAGCCGAGCGACAACAGGAUCGCAACAAGAUGCGCCAAGGCGAAGACGCGCUGAUGCGGGCGCCGGUGCCGUCAGGAGGAGGCAGGGGGCCCAAGGAGCCGAGUCGCUGGGAGACGGGGAAGACGACGUUGUCGGAGCUCGUCGAGAAGACGCGGAGACUGUCUGGUCAGACCGACUCGGACUCGGACGUGUCGUUCGUGUGCCAGACCUCGCGGGCGAUUAGCGAGGAGGGGAAGAACAAGAAGAAGGGGAAGAAAUCGAAAACAUCUGGCGAGAAAGGACGUCGUCAUCGUUGAGUAAGUUUGUAGCAACACAAAGGACUUUGGCCCACUCACUUGUUCAUCUUUAGGCUUCUUCUCACUUCUCUUCUCUUAUGUCGAAUCAUUAUAGAGUAAGUAACUGUAUUUGCGUUAUGGUAAGUAAGGUGAGUUUUGUUAGUGUUUAGAUACCAUUCACGAUAGUAAUCGAUCAAUAUUCUGUUUUCUCCUUCUUUUUUGGGCAACUCUGUUUCAUUUGAGG